AUGGCCAACAUUUUCAAGCUCUUUUCAACACUCACUCUUCUGUUUUUAGCCCUGCCAAUGGCAUCGUCAUUGGAAACCUCGGAGCUAACCCUUCAAUCUCGACUCAAUGCGGACUCCCCGAGUUGCUGGGAAUCAUUGACCCAGAUUCAAUCCUGCACUGGAGAAGUCAUCUUGUUUUUCCUCAACGGUGAAACCUACCUCGGGGAUUCAUGCUGCCACGCUAUUCAUACGGUUAGCCACCAGUGCUGGCCGAACAUGCUUGAAACACUAGGGUAUACCACGGAAGAAGGUGACAUACUUGAAGGAUACUGCGAUCAUGAAACUUCCAAGUCUCCGCCGUCUGUGAAGGCUAGCGUGGUUGCUCCGGCGAAUGAUAUACUUCCUUGA
This is a messenger RNA of Gossypium raimondii (Peruvian cotton), 387 nucleotides long. Its product is annotated as egg cell-secreted protein 1.1. Lineage: Eukaryota; Viridiplantae; Streptophyta; Magnoliopsida; Malvales; Malvaceae. Gene Ontology annotation, biological process: double fertilization forming a zygote and endosperm. Bases 1 to 387 code for a protein of 128 amino acids. The transcript has a single exon. The record is from RefSeq and is a predicted model, not a curated record.